CUUGGGGAUAUCGCGGCAGAGUUUGAACUAUGUAAAGAGGGGCAGGUUUUGUUUGGUUUCUUACGCCAGCGGUGGCCACUGCGAUGACCCCAUGGCCCCUUUCGCCUAGUUAUUAGUGACCUCUGAAGGGGUUAUUCUAUUACAUUUAGAUAAGAAUAAACUUCUUUUCUUUAUUGGUUUGCUAGCUUUUGUUCGUUAGUGUAAUUUGAAUAGCAACUGUAACCAUGUCUGGAAGAGGAAAAGGUGGUAAAGGACUUGGUAAAGGAGGCGCUAAGCGUCACCGUAAAGUUCUUCGCGAUAACAUUCAGGGAAUCACUAAACCAGCAAUUCGUCGUCUUGCUCGUCGUGGCGGUGUCAAGCGUAUUUCCGGGUUGAUCUAUGAGGAGACCCGCGGUGUGUUGAAGGUGUUUCUGGAGAACGUUAUUCGUGAUGCUGUGACUUACACUGAACACGCUAAAAGAAAGACCGUUACCGCCAUGGAUGUUGUAUAUGCUCUGAAACGACAGGGACGCACUCUGUAUGGUUUCGGAGGUUAAGCGAUUCCUGAACAAAGCCAAACCGCAAUGGCUCUUUUAAGAGCCACCCACCUUUUUCACAAAAAAAAAAAAAAAUCUUAAUGCAGGUUUUUGCAGCUUCAGUCUGU
Labeo rohita (rohu) is the source of this 643-nucleotide messenger RNA. RefSeq names its product histone H4. Gene Ontology annotation, biological process: nucleosome assembly. The coding region runs from base 225 to 536 and encodes 103 amino acids. The record is from RefSeq and is a predicted model, not a curated record. Gene Ontology annotation, molecular function: protein heterodimerization activity; structural constituent of chromatin; DNA binding. Gene Ontology annotation, cellular component: nucleosome. Lineage: Eukaryota; Metazoa; Chordata; Actinopteri; Cypriniformes; Cyprinidae. The transcript is spliced from 2 exons.